Molecule: messenger RNA, 894 nt
Organism: Drosophila rhopaloa
Lineage: Eukaryota; Metazoa; Arthropoda; Insecta; Diptera; Drosophilidae
Gene: Spec2
Product: CDC42 small effector protein homolog
Exons: 3
Coding region: 213-470 (85 amino acids)
Biological process (GO): regulation of Rho protein signal transduction
Cellular component (GO): plasma membrane
Molecular function (GO): small GTPase binding
Source: RefSeq, a predicted model, not a curated record
CGACUGCUGCUAGUUGCGGGCGAGUGCAAGGCGCGUGCAUAUCUCGAAGAAAAAGUGCUGAGCCCAAAGACUGAAAAAAGUUCUAAAAAUAGCUUUGGUGUGUAACUCACGCCCACAGAGUCGUCAACCUGGCUGGGAGCAACAGCCUCACGAUUGACCGCCAGCACUACCAAAAGACUGAAACGCCGUCCAGCCAGCGAGCAAAGGGGAAGAUGGCCAGUACCGGCGAGAUCUGGUUGCAGUGGUUCUCCUGCUGCUUCCAGCAGCAGCGCUCCCCCUCCCGCCGCCCACACCAACGCCUGCGCAUCGACCGGUCCAUGAUCGGCAAUCCCACCAACUUCGUCCACACGGGCCACAUAGGAUCGGCGGACGUGGAACUGUCGGCCAACCGCCUCAACGCGAUCUCAACCCAGAUGCAGAGCAAGGGCGGCUACGAGACCAACUCGAUACACUCGCUGCAUGUGAGUUGACUUUACCAGCCGAUUGGUCACCUAUACAGGCCUGCUGAUGGAAGCCCCCAAUCACCUCGCUAUAUCCCCGCUAUAAAAUGCAUUUCGUGCAAUUUUUUUUACUGAAGGGAGAGAAGCAGCAUACAAACUUUUUACAAUUCUUUGUUGUGGCGUGUUAUCAGGCGAAGAUGGCAAAAAUUAAAGGGAGGAAGGUGAGCAAUGCUGGAAAUCAUAAGAGAUGUGAAAAAGGCGAAUUUGAAUUAGGAUCCAGAUAAAAAUCAGACGUCUACCCGACAACGGAUUUCAUUCCGGCUUAAAUCGCGGGCCCCUUGCGUUCCAAUUACAGAGUUUGCGCUGAUUUGCUUUUUGUGAGUAUUAGCUAAAUGAAAAAUCGCAAAAAGAGUGCCAACCGACUAAAAACAAUAAAGAGUUAAGCCUAAAACGA